Molecule: messenger RNA, 6624 nt
Organism: Aspergillus puulaauensis
Lineage: Eukaryota; Fungi; Ascomycota; Eurotiomycetes; Eurotiales; Aspergillaceae
Gene: BRR2
Product: ATP-dependent RNA helicase BRR2
Exons: 2
Coding region: 1-6624 (2207 amino acids)
Cellular component (GO): nucleus
Molecular function (GO): ATP hydrolysis activity; ATP binding; nucleic acid binding
Source: RefSeq, a predicted model, not a curated record
AUGGCGGACCAAAAUAUUUCACAGUACAAGUACUCGGCGAUGUCCAACCUGGUUCUCCAGGCGGACCGUCGUUUUAUCUCUCGCGUCAAUGAUGAGGCCACCGGAGACCCAGAAUCGCUUGCCGGCCGCAUUGGUAUCCGGGAAAUGGGAUCCAGAAUCGCACGCGAUGACGCACCGAAAUCCAAGAAAAAGGCCGUCGGACCGAUCGACAUCGAACGAGGUGCUAUUCGAGAAGGCGAAGACGUUCUUGCGCGCGAACAGAAGAAGCGGCAAAAAGGGCAAACAACCCAACUCCGUGGCCAGGGAAUUCUUACCGCUGCCGAUGCCCUCGUCGAAGGCCUCAAAUAUCGCCCUCGCACGCCAGCCACCCGAGCCACGUACGACUUAAUCCUCACAUUAACUGCAAGCCGUCUCGGCGACGUUUCACACGAAGUUGUCAGGAGUGCUACCGAUGCGGUAUUGGAGGUCUUGAAAGACGAGGAAAUGAGAGACUUCGAUAAAAAGAAAGAAGUCGAUGAUUUACUUGGCACUUCGCUGGAUCCAAAAGAGUUUAAUGAGCUGGUUAAUCUCGGAAAGAAGAUUACAGAUUACGAUGCGCAAGACGAAGAUGAAGAGAUGGGAGACGGAGCUGCGGGAGAAGAUGAGGCAGAACUCGAUGAGCGACAAGGUGUUGCUGUGGUCUUUGACGAAGACGAGGAUGAAGACCGCAUGGGCACCGUGGAUGAAGUACACGAUGAAGACGAGUCAGAGGAAGAAGAAGAACAAAGAGAUUCAGGUGAUGAGGAGACUGGCGUAAAAGAAGCUCCGGAGGACUUACCCACGGAAGAGAUGGUCAUUGAUGGCGGAUUAGACCAAGAUGGUGACCGACAAAAGAAAGGACUCAAAGUUCACGCUCGCGACAUCGAUGCUUACUGGCUACAGCGCCAAAUUGGAUCUGCAUACUCCGACGCCCAUAUUCAGCAAGAGAAGGCCACUCAAGCACUCGAAGUUAUGGGCGGCAAAACGGAGGAUGGUUCAGAGAGGUCGUUGCGAGAUGUGGAAAAUGAUCUCAUGGAGCUUUUUGAUUACGACUAUCCAGAACUUGUCGCCAAGCUUGUCACGAACCGAGAUAAAGUUGUUUGGACUACUCGCUGGCGACGAGUGGCUGAAGAUGCCGACGCACGUCACCUAGUGGAGAGCGAAAUGGUCGAGGCUGGACAUCGUGCUAUCCUGGAUGAGAUUCGUGGGAAGACGGCCCGUGAUGACGACCCAGGUCGCCCCGAAAAGAGAAUCAAAAUGGACCUUGCGGACGUUGAUAUGCCCAAUGCCCCCGCCGCCGCCGCCGAGGAGAAGCCCGCGGAAGGUGGAUUAGUUAGAGGAUUGCAACCCAAACGCUUGAUCAACUUGGAAAAUCUCGUAUUCCAUCAGGGCAACCAUCUGAUGACGAACCCCAACGUCAAAUUGCCUCAAGGCUCUACAAAACGGACGUUUAAGGGAUACGAGGAAAUCCAUGUGCCGCAACCAAAGCCUAAGCAGGAGCCCGGAGAAAGGAAAGUCGCAGUUUCAGAGCUUCCUGAAUGGGCACGUCUUGGUUUUGGAGAAGCCAAGGAGCUCAAUCGAAUCCAAACCAAAUGCUACCCUUCUGCCUUCCAGGAUGAUGGAAACAUGCUUGUCUGUGCCCCCACAGGAUCUGGAAAGACCAACGUGGCCAUGCUUAGCAUCCUUCGUGAAGUUGGGAAAAACCGCAACCCUGAGACAGGAGAGAUUAUGCUCGAUGAUUUCAAGAUCAUCUACAUCUCCCCUCUGAAGGCUCUUGUGCAAGAGCAGGUUGAAAACUUUGGCAAGCGUCUCGCCCCUUACGGUAUCAGGGUAUCAGAGUUGACUGGUGAUCGUCAACUUACGAAGCAACAAAUUGCCGAGACUCAGGUCAUUAUCACAACCCCGGAAAAGUUUGAUGUUAUUACGCGAAAGGCGUCAGAGACCAGCUACACCAAGCUUGUUCGUUUGGUUAUCAUUGACGAAAUCCAUCUUCUUCACGACGAGCGUGGCCCUGUCCUUGAGAGCAUCGUCAGCAGAACUAUUCGUCAGGUUGAGCAAACCGGCGACCCGGUCAGAAUUGUCGGUCUCAGUGCCACCCUUCCAAACUACCGCGAUGUCGGAAGCUUCCUUCGUGUUGAUCCCCAGAGAGGGAUGUUCCACUUUGAUGGUUCCUACCGACCCUGCCCCUUGAAGCAAGAAUUCAUUGGUGUUACGGAUAAGAAACCUAUUAAGCAAUUGAAAAUUAUGAACGACAUUUGCUAUAACAAAGUUAUUGAACACGUUGGGCAAAAUAGAAACCAAAUGCUUAUUUUUGUCCACUCUCGGAAGGAGACGGCGAAAACUGCGAAAUACCUCAGAGACAAGGCUUUGGAAAUGGAAACAAUCGGACAAAUUUUGAAGAGUGACUCGGCAAGCAGAGCUAUCCUCGCUGAAGAGGCCGAGUCGGUCAAUGACGCUUCGCUGAAAGAUAUUCUUCCUUAUGGCUUCGGUAUCCACCAUGCUGGUUUGAGUCUUGCGGACCGUGAUUCGGUCCAAGCGCUUUUCAAAGAUGGUAGCAUUCAGGUCCUCGUAUGUACAGCAACCCUUGCCUGGGGUGUUAACUUGCCCGCGCACACCGUCAUCAUCAAGGGAACCCAGGUUUACUCCCCGGAGAAGGGUAGCUGGGUGGAAUUGAGUCCUCAGGAUGUCCUCCAAAUGUUAGGACGAGCCGGACGACCGCAGUAUGAUACCUAUGGUGAGGGCAUUAUCAUCACUACACAGGCUGAAAUUCAGUAUUAUCUCUCGUUGAUGAACCAGCAAUUGCCGAUUGAGAGUCAACUCAUGGGCAAGCUAGCGGACAACAUGAACGCGGAGAUUGUGCUUGGCAGCAUUCGUACACGAGACGAGGGUGUGGACUGGCUUGGGUACACCUAUCUAUUCGUCCGCAUGCUGCGCUCCCCAGGUCUAUACAGUGUCGGCGCGGAUUAUGAGAAUGACGAUGCACUAGAGCAGAAAAGAGUUGAUCUUGUUCAUUCAGCCGCCGUACUCUUGGAGAAGGCUGGACUUGUCAAAUAUGACAAAAAGACUGGACGACUACAAUCCACAGAGCUUGGGCGGAUUGCUUCGCACUAUUACAUCGGUCACAACUCCAUGCUAACGUACAACCAACACCUCCAACCGUCCAUCAGCGGCAUCGAGCUUUUCCGAAUCUUCGCGCUGAGCGAUGAGUUUAAGUAUAUUCCUGUCCGUCAGGAUGAGAAGCUUGAACUGGCCAAGAUGCUGGGCCGUGUGCCCGUUCCAGUCAAGGAGGGUAUAGAUGAACCUCACUCAAAGAUCAACGUUUUGCUACAGGCCUACAUCUCUAGGUUGAAACUAGAGGGACUUGCCUUGAUGGCAGACUUGGUCUAUGUGACCCAAUCGGCUGGGCGUAUUAUCCGCGCUCUAUUUGAAAUUUGCUUGAGGAGGGGCUGGGCGUCUGUGGCUAAGAAUGCUCUUGACCUUUGCAAAAUGGCUGAGCGAAGAAUGUGGCCGACCAUGAGCCCGCUGCGCCAGUUCCCACGAUGCCCUAGGGACGUCCUUCAGAAAUCUGAGCGAAUCGACGUGCCCUGGGGUAGCUACUUCGACCUAGACCCCCCUCGCAUGGGCGAACUUCUCGGCAUGCCCAGAGCUGGUCAGACUGUUUGCGACUUGGUUUCCAAGUUCCCUCGUCUGGAAGUUCAAGCUCAGGUUCAACCCAUCACACGCUCCAUGCUGAGGGUUGAGUUGACGAUUACCCCCAACUUCGUGUGGGACGAAGAGUUGCAUGGAACUGCGCAGGACUUCUGGAUCAUGGUCGAGGACUGCGAUGGCGAGGAGAUUCUGUUCCACGAUCAAUUCGUCCUGCGCAAGGACUAUGCCGAGUCGGAGAUGAAUGAGCAUCUUGUCGAAUUCACUGUUCCUAUCACCGAGCCUAUGCCGCCUAACUACUUUAUUUCUCUUGUCUCUGACCGUUGGAUGCAUUCGGAAACUCGCAUUGCCGUGUCCUUCCAGAAAUUGACCCUUCCAGAGAGGUUCCCUCCUCAUACUCCAUUGCUUGACAUGCAGCGAGCUCCAGUUAAGGCUCUCAAGCGCGACGAGUACCAGCGACUGUACCCUGAUUGGGAGUACUUCAACAAGAUCCAAACGCAGACUUUCAAAUCCCUAUUCGACAGCGACGACAACGUCUUCGUUGGUGCCCCCACGGGCAGUGGUAAGACCGUUUGCGCGGAGCUGGCGAUACUGCGUCAUUGGACCCAGGAAGACAGCGGCAGAGCGGUCUACGUUGCUCCGUUCCAGGAGCUCAUUGAUCUCCGCCUUGAGGACUGGAAGAAGAGGUUGGGCAACUUGGCUGGUGGCAAGACCAUCGCUAAGCUUACGGGAGAAACGACUGCCGAUCUGAAGGUUCUGGCCGGAGCCGACCUUAUUCUGGCUACCCCCACACAAUGGGAUGUGCUUUCUAGACAGUGGCAGAAACGCAAGAAUGUCCGCGCCGUUGAGUUAUUCAUUGCGGACGAGCUACACAUGCUCGGAGGCUAUGGUGGAUAUGUAUACGAAGUUGUGGUUUCCCGCAUGCAUUCCAUGGCACUCCAAACUGAAAGUGGCAUGCGUAUUGUCGGUCUCAGUGUUCCGCUUGCCAACGCUCGGGAUAUUGGGGAGUGGAUUGGAGCCAGCAAGCAUACCAUUUAUAACUUCAGUCCUCACGCUCGGCCAGUACCUCUGGAGCUGCAUAUUCAGUCCUUUAGCAUACCCCAUUUCCCUUCGAUGAUGUUAGCCAUGGCAAGGCCGGCUUAUCUUUCAAUUCUCCAGCUGUCUGCUGACAAGCCCGCCCUGAUCUUUGUGCCCAACCGAAAGCAAACCCGCUCAACCGCUAUAGAUCUCUUAACUGCUUGCGGCAUUGAUGACGACGAAGACCGGUUCCUCCAUGCCGACGUCGAAGAGCUACGUCCCCUGCUCAGCCGUGUCCAGGAACGUACACUGGCCGAAUCGCUUUCUCAUGGUAUCGGAUAUUAUCACGAGGCUCUGAGUCAGACCGAUAAGCGUAUCGUUUCUCAUCUUUACAACAUCGGCGCAGUUCAAGUGGUCAUUGCCUCGCGCGAUGUCUGUUGGGAACUUAACCUGACCGCACAUCUGGUGGUAGUUAUGGGGACUCAAUUUUUUGAGGGCCGGGAGCACCGAUACAUUGACUACCCCAUCAGCGAAAUUCUGCAAAUGUUUGGCAAAGCUUCUCGUCCCGGCCAGGAUAAGAUUGGCCGCGGUGUUCUCAUGGUUCCCACGGUCAAGCGUGAAUACUAUAAGAAAUUCCUCAAUGAGGCGUUACCGGUGGAGAGUCACUUGCAGCUCUACAUGCAUGAUGCGUUUGUCACUGAGAUCAGCCAGGGAACAAUUGCGUCCACUCAAGAUUCUGUUGACUGGAUGACGUACACAUAUUUCUACCGACGUCUUCUGGCCAACCCGAGCUUCUACGGUCUCACCGAUGUCAGCCAUGAAGGGCUUAGUACAUUCUUGUCGGAGCUGGUGGAAAACACACUGAAGGAACUGUCUGAAGCUAAGAUCAUUGACCUGGACGAAGAGGAUGACACUGUUUCGCCUCUGAAUGCUGCAUCCAUCGGCGCCUACUACAAUAUCUCGUAUAUCACCAUGCAGACUUUCCUCCUUUCCUUGUCAGCGCGAACGAAGCUCAAGGGUAUCCUGGAGAUUGUCACUUCGGCGACGGAGUUUGAGUCAGUUCAAAUGCGACGCCACGAGGAUCACAUCCUCCGCCGGGUGUACGACCGCAUUCCGGUCAAGAUGUCGCAAGCUGCCUACGACUCACCCCACUUCAAAUCCUUCGUCCUCCUUCAAGCCCAUUUCUCACGCAUGCACCUGCCUAUCGAUUUGGCUAAGGAUCAAGAAGUUAUUGUUAGCAGAGUUCUUAACCUUCUCAGCGCUUGUGUGGACAUCCUCGCUUCGGAAGGCCAUAUGAACGCCAUGAACGCCAUGGAGAUGUCACAGAUGGUGGUUCAGGCCAUGUGGGAUCGUGACAGUCCCCUCAAGCAAAUUCCUCAUUUCAGCCCCGAUGUCAUCAAGGUUGCCAACGAGUAUAAGAUCAAUGACAUCUUCGAGUUCAUGGAAGCGAUGGACCCGUCCGAGAACAAGGACUAUGCUACCCUGGUUAAGCGUCUGAGUCUCGACAACAAGCAGCUCGCACAGGCAGCUGCGUUUACCAACAACAAAUACCCCAUUCUCGAACUUGAUAUGGAAGUCGAGGACCCGGAGAACAUUACCGCCGGCGAACCUUCGUAUCUGAAGAUCAAGGUCGAGCGCGAGGUAGAGGAAGAUGAGGAAGUCGACGCAACUGUCCACGCACCUUUCUACCCCAACCAGAAGAUGGAAAACUGGUGGCUGGUCGUUGGCGAUGAGAAAACAAAGAGUCUGCUUGCGAUCAAGCGAGUCACCAUCGGUCGCAAGUUGGAGCUCCGUCUGGACUACACCGUGCCUACGCCUGGUGAGCAUGAGCUGACGCUAUACCUAAUGUCUGACAGCUAUGUUGGCGUAGACCAAGCUCCCACAUUCACGGUCACAGCUGCUGAAGGCAUGGAAGAGGAUGAAAGCGAGGAGGAGGAGGAGUGA